CUUUUGCACGCUGCUUACGGGUUGAGCAUGAGGCACAGCAUUCCGCGCGCUCUCGCAGUACUUACCUCGGCCAUCCCUCAGCCAUGACAGAGACAAACCCGACUCGUCCACCCACCACACCCGACGAGAUGCCUGUUGAUAUUAAUGCGCCUGGCGCGUCAGCCCGUGGAAGAUCGGACAUGCCGCAACCACCAGCACAUUGGCCUGGGUAGCUGCCGCCAAGACUGGCCCGUUCGUACAGCUACAACAAUGCCCCUCCUGCAACAGCCCUAGACCUGGUUGCUCCGCCAUCCAAGACGUCCGGCCCUUCCGCAAGAUAACCGUCAUGCUCUUGCCCACACAGUUAAAUACCGCCUGUAUCCGCCUGGGACAGUGAAGCGAACCUGAUCUCAACUUUAGCCCCUUCACGCCGUCACCACCACUAGCUAUCCGCAGCCAUGUCCUACUCUCCACCAGCUUCUGCCAAGCCAUUUACGCUCCACGUCUCGGACCACGACCUGUCUGAGUGGAGGCAGCUCCUCCAGCUGUCCAAGCUUGCCCCCGAAACAUGGGAGGGGCACCAGCAAGACCGCCGCUUUGGCGUUACCCACAAAUGGCUCUCCGAGACAAAGGACUACUGGCUCAACAAGUACGAUUGGCGUGCAGCUGAAGCACACAUCAACUCUUUCUCCAACUACAGGAUGCAGAUUGAAACCGUUGACGUGCAUUUCGUUGCUCUGUUCUCGGAGAAGAAGGAUGCCAUCCCCAUCAUCCUCAUGCAUGGCUGGCCUGGGAGUUUUAUCGAGUUUCUGCCAAUGCUCAAGUUGGUGAAAGAUAAGUAUUCGGCAAAAGACCUGCCUUACCACUUGGUCGUGCCAUCGCUGCCGGGAUACACUCUCAGUACUCUGCAAUCCACAAAGGACAAGUGGACGAUGAAGGACACUGGCCGUGUCAUGAACCAGCUGAUGCUGAACCUGGGCUUCAGCAAGUAUAUCUCACAGGGAGGAGACGUGGGUAGUUUUAUCACGCAAAUCCUGGCUGCAAACUAUGAUGAGUGCGUGGCAUUGCACAUGAACUUGGCGUCCCGUACUUCGGAACCAGACGCGAACACCGUCAUGACCCAAGUAGAGCAAGAGGCGGUUCAACGUUCUAAGACGUGGUACAAGUAUGGUACCGCUUACGCUCAGGAACAUGGCACGAGGCCGAGUACCAUUGGCAACGUCCUAAGCUCGAACCCACUCGCCCUCUUGGCAUGGAUCGGCGAGAAGCUGUUGGAGUGGACAGAUGAGGAUCCUUCGCUCGACGACAUCCUGACGAAUAUUUCGCUGUACUGGUUUACCAGUUGCUUCCCUACUACUCUUUACCCGUACCGCGCAUUGUUUGGCGAAGAUAGCAUGGAUCUUGGACCGACCAACAAGCCGUUCGGGUACUCCUUCUUCCCCUACGAGCUGAGGCCGGGCGUCAAGAGCAUCUUGGAAAAGGAGACCAACCUUGUCGCCUACAAGGCCCAUGAGCGGGGCGGGCACUUUGCGGCCUUGGAGCAGCCACAGGCGCUCUUGGAGGAUGUCGAGGAGUUUGCCCAACAGGUCUGGAAGGUAUGAAGUGGUCAAUAGUGCCAGUGACAGGGGCGCAGCAAUGACGGGCGGACAUAGGGAUCCAAGGCCGCCUCGGCCGCAGCAUCGAGGCUAUAAUAGCUGGACAGCAUGCCCACACCUGUUUUGGCCAAGGUGCAUAGUGGGAAUACGUGGCCCCUGUACUUAGGCAUCCCAAUGGCCCAAGAUGGCUCCCUCUCGCUCACACACAGACACGCAGUAGUGGUCCUGUCGCUCCGGUGUUCUAGUCGACCACCACGUGCCCAGCGUAUAAAUAAAGAGAUUUUUUAGCCAGUGACGG
Exserohilum turcica Et28A is the source of this 1872-nucleotide messenger RNA. RefSeq lists its product as uncharacterized. Bases 438 to 1580 code for a protein of 380 amino acids. Lineage: Eukaryota; Fungi; Ascomycota; Dothideomycetes; Pleosporales; Pleosporaceae. The record is from RefSeq and is a predicted model, not a curated record. The transcript is spliced from 3 exons. Gene Ontology annotation, biological process: epoxide metabolic process. Gene Ontology annotation, molecular function: epoxide hydrolase activity.